Sphaerodactylus townsendi is the source of this 1558-nucleotide messenger RNA. RefSeq lists its product as uncharacterized. The coding region runs from base 1 to 1275 and encodes 424 amino acids. The transcript is spliced from 9 exons. Lineage: Eukaryota; Metazoa; Chordata; Lepidosauria; Squamata; Sphaerodactylidae. The record is from RefSeq and is a predicted model, not a curated record.
AUGGCAGUCACUCUUCACAGGCUGGCCGUGUGCAAGGCGCUCUGCCUGCUAGGGCUGAGCGUCAGGGAGGUCCCCUUGAGUCAACCUGAUUUGCUGAGCACCAGUGGGAGGAACAACCAGAGGCGGCGGCUGCCUUCCCCUUCCACCAACUCGGGGACCGAACCCAUUCCUCUGGAAGCCCCCGCAGAGACGGGACCGGCGCGGCCAUGGUUCUCCCGCUGCCGCUAUUGCUGCAGCUCCUACUGGGCGUCCCGCCGGGCCCCACAACGACGUUGGGGCAGAGCCCCCUCCUUGCCAUGGGGCUGCCGCAGCAUCAGCCUAUCGGGCCUUUACAGCGGCGUAACUCUGGGGCCGGAUCGGCCCCAAAUUUUUUCCUGGGGGCGUUCCUCCCUGUUGCUGAGGCCAGGCACUCGGAGCAAUCCAGGACCAAAUCAUGUCGGGCGCCCGGUGGAUGGGAUCGUGGGUGGAUCGGUCUCGCUUCCGGCCCAUAUCCCCCCAGGAAAAGCACUAGCCAAAAUCGAGUGGGAUUUCCAGCCUGAAAGCGGCCCUCCCGUCGUCGCCAUUGCAGAUUUUAUAAAUGGGAUCUUGGAGCGGCCCAAUCCUAGCGACCGAUUUCAGCAGCGGCUGGAGAAGGCGAAUGAGACCACCCUGCAGAUCAACGACCUGGAGAAGCAGGACAGCGGAGUCUACACAGCUCACGUGAGGUUUCAAAAUGGAGAGGGGCAAUCCCAGACCUUUGUCCUGACAGUCACAGCCACCAGAAGUAAUCCAGCAGAGAAUCCACCUGUCCAGGUGAAUGGGAUCCUGGGGGGAUCCGCCUCUUUUCCUCUCCAGUUACCUGCAACAAAAUCAGUGGCCAUGAUUGAGUGGUCUUUGCAAGCAGGGUCUGGUCCAGAAAUGGCGAUUGCUGAACUGAAGGAUGGAAAACUGGAGUGGCAAAAUACCACGAACCGGUUCAGGCAGCGGCUGGAGGUGGCUGAUGGGACCACGCUAAGGAUCAGGGCCCUAGAGAAGGAGGAGGACAACUGUACGUUGAAGACUCGAGUUCUGUUUGCCUCUGGAGAUGUUCUCAGGCAGAGCUUCUUGCUCUCUGUCUUUGAUGACCGUCAUCAUCAUCUCAGGAACAUAUGGAUCCUUGUUCCUGUGCUGGUUCUUAUCGUGGCUGCAGGUUUGGGAUUUUGGCUGUGGAAGACCAGGCGCUGCCCAAGAGGUUUUCCACUCUGCCGAGUUUCAGCGUGUGGAGGUGCAAAAGAUGAAGAGCCCCCCAGAAGGUGAUGGUGAACAGGAUCCUGACUGUUUCUCUACAUGCCUGCCAGAGAUUCCCCGUAAGAUGCCUCCUGUAACUGUCAAGGCUACACUCAAGGCUCUUGAUAAGAAAGAUGAUGCCUUUGCCAGAACUUGACCUCCGUAACAUUGGCAUGCCACGCCCCAGCCCAGUCCAGGGAGAAGAACCGUGAGAUGUACAGGGUAUUGUUGGCCAAAAUUCUGGAGUUCAAAUCCCUGCUCAGCUGGAACACUAUUUGUGAGCCUUGCAGAUCACUGUUUCUCAGCCUAACCU